This is a messenger RNA of Varanus komodoensis (Komodo dragon), 1060 nucleotides long. It is a transcript of the gene DBX2, whose product is annotated as developing brain homeobox 2. The record is from RefSeq and is a predicted model, not a curated record. Gene Ontology annotation, biological process: regulation of transcription by RNA polymerase II. Gene Ontology annotation, molecular function: DNA binding; DNA-binding transcription factor activity, RNA polymerase II-specific. NCBI's taxonomy places the organism in Eukaryota, Metazoa, Chordata, Lepidosauria, Squamata, Varanidae. Bases 1 to 942 code for a protein of 313 amino acids. The transcript has 4 exons.
AUGCUCCCCAGCGCCCUGACUUGGCACUGCGGGAGCUCCGCGGCGCUGCUCAGCUUGCCCGCGGCGCCGGGAUUUGGCACGCUGGGCAAAAGUUUCCUGAUCGAGAACUUGCUGCGGGCCGGCGGAGCCCCGCCGCCGCAAGCCGCGCACAGCCUGCCCGCCACUCCCAUCCCGCUCAAGCUGUGCCCCGCGGCGGCGGCGGCGGCGGCGGAGCAAGUCAGUCCGCCCGGAGGAGCCUUUCCGAGCCGCGGCUGGCCCUUCCAGGCGUUCCGCCCCCCAUCGGCAGCGGACGGCAGCGGCAGGGCUCCGGCGGACAGAGAAGCUCCUUUCCAGCCAGCAGCCACAGCCCUUCCGAAGCACUUUUUCCUGAGAGCUCCGCCGGUCUAUUCGGCAUGCUGUGGUGGGUCCUGUCAACACCCUGCAUCCCCCACUGCUUUUCCAAGACAGGAAAAUGUUCUGCCUCUUUUAACCCAGGAUUCCAGAUCCCGAAGAGGCAUUUUAAGAAGAGCUGUCUUUUCUGAAGAUCAGAGAAAAGCAUUGGAGAAAAUGUUUCAGAAACAGAAAUAUAUCAGCAAAACAGACAGAAAGAAACUGGCCCUUAAUCUGGGUCUGAAGGAGUCACAGGUUAAAAUCUGGUUUCAAAAUCGAAGGAUGAAGUGGCGGAACUCCAAGGAAAAAGAAGUGCUUUCAAACCGGUGCCUGCCAGAGGAAGGUCUACAGGAGACUUACCUUUCCAAACCAUUGAGUUUUACUUCCCCACCAUGUCCUUCAUGGGAAAUGUCUCAACAACAGUUGAGCCCAAGAUGGCAGAAUAUUCCAGAACAUUCAGAGAGACUGAAUAGCAGAAGUAGCUUGCGGCCACAUUCAAGAGCAAACUUGUCUCAUGACACCUUGUAUUUGUAUAGGAAACAAGUUGCUGCAGAGAAGGCAGUUAAAUCCUAAGGGGGGAAACUGAUGGAGUAAGGACAGACAGACCAUUGACUUCAGGUGACCCUCAGACUAAUGGUAUCUUAAAUGAACACUGAAUUAGCUUAUAUACUUCAUCUUUCGCUAAAAUAAA